GCCCCCCCGUGCGCAGUUCCGGGGCGAGGAUGGCGACCCCGGACCAGAAGUCGCCAAACGUUCUGCUGCAGAACCUGUGCUGCCGCAUCCUGGGCAGGAGCGAAGCUGAUGUAGCCCAACAGUUCCAGUAUGCUGUUCGAGUUAUUGGCAGCAACUUUGCCCCAACUGUUGAAAGAGAUGAAUUUCUAGUAGCUGAAAAAAUCAAGAAAGAACUUAUUCGACAGAGAAGAGAAACAGAUGCUGCAUUAUUUUCAGAACUCCACAGAAAACUUCACUCACAGGGAAUUUUGAAAAACAAGUGGUCAAUACUCUACCUCUUGCUGAGCCUUAGCGAGGACCCACGCAAGCAGCCAAGCAAGGUUUCUAGCUAUGCUGCUUUAUUUGCUCAAGCAUUACCGAGAGAUGCUCAUUCAACUCCCUACUACUACGCCCGGCCUCAGAGCCUCCCCCUGAGUUACCAGGACCGGAGCGCCCCGUCAGCCCCGAGCUCCGGCAGCAUGGGCAGCAGCGGCAUCAGCAGUGUCAGCCUGUGCGGCCUCAGUGGCCCAGUGCCAACACCACAGCCUCUCCUUCCGGGACAGUCUCAUCAAGCUCCUGGGGUAGGAGAUUGCCUUCGACAGCAGUUGGGGUCACGGCUUGCGUGGACUCUAACUGCAAAUCAGCCUUCUUCACAAACCACUACCUCAAGAGGUAUCCCAAACACUGUUUCUCGAAACAUGACACGGUCAAGGAGAGAAGGGGACACGGGUGGCACUAUGGAAGUUACUGAAGCAGCUCUGGUAAGGGACAUUCUGUAUGUCUUCCAGGGCAUAGAUGGCAAAAACAUAAAAAUGAGCAACACUGAAAAUUGUUACAAAGUAGAAGGAAAGGCAAACCUAAGUAAAUCUUUGCGAGAUACAGCAGUCAGACUUGCCGAGUUGGGAUGGUUACAUAAUAAAAUCAGAAAAUACACAGACCAGAGAAGUCUGGACCGUUCCUUUGGACUUGUUGGUCAGAGCUUUUGUGCUGCCUUGCACCAAGAACUCAAAGAAUACUACCGAUUACUCUCUGUUUUACAUUCCCAGCUGCAGCUAGAGGAUGAUCAGGGUGUGAAUUUGGGACUUGAGAGUAGUUUAACACUGCGGCGCCUCCUCGUUUGGACGUACGAUCCCAAAAUAAGACUGAAGACCCUUGCAGCCCUGGUGGAUCAUUGUCAAGGAAGGAAAGGAGGUGAGCUGGCCUCGGCCGUCCAUGCCUACACGAAAACAGGAGAUCCGUACAUGCGGUCCCUGGUGCAGCACAUCCUCAGCCUUGUGUCUCACCCCAUCCUGAGCUUCCUCUACCGCUGGAUAUACGAUGGGGAGCUUGAGGACACGUACCAUGAAUUUUUUGUAGCAUCAGACCCCACAGUUAAAACAGAUCGACUGUGGCAUGACAAGUAUACUUUGAGGAAAUCCAUGAUUCCUUCGUUCAUUACAAUGGAUCAAUCUAGGAAGGUCCUUUUGAUAGGAAAAUCAAUAAAUUUUUUGCACCAGGUUUGUCAUGAUCAGACUCCCACUGCAAAGAUGAUAGCUGUGACGAGGUCUGCAGAGUCACCCCAGGAUGCUGCAGACUUAUUCACAGACUUAGAAAAUGCGUUUCAGGGGAAAAUUGAUGCUGCUUAUUUUGAGACGAGCAAAUAUCUAUUGGAUGUUCUCAAUAAAAAAUACAGCUUGCUGGACCACAUGCAGGCAAUGAGGCGGUACUUGCUUCUUGGUCAAGGAGACUUUAUAAGGCACUUAAUGGAUUUGCUAAAACCAGAACUUGUUCGUCCAGCUACGACUUUGUAUCAGCAUAACUUGACUGGAAUUCUCGAGACCGCCGUCAGAGCCACCAACGCGCAGUUUGACAGUCCCGAGAUUCUGAGGAGGCUGGAUGUGAGGCUGCUGGAGGUCUCUCCUGGCGACACUGGGUGGGAUGUCUUCAGCCUGGAUUAUCAUGUCGAUGGACCAAUUGCAACUGUGUUCACUCGAGAGUGCAUGAGCCACUACCUGAGGGUGUUCAACUUUCUCUGGAGGGCGAAGCGGAUGGAGUACAUCCUCACCGACAUACGGAAGGGGCACAUGUGCAACGCGAAGCUCCUGAGGAGUGUGCCAGAGUUCUCUGGGGUGCUGCACCAGUGUCACAUUCUGGCCUCGGAGAUGGUCCAUUUCAUCCAUCAGAUGCAGUAUUACAUCACUUUUGAGGUUCUCGAGUGUUCUUGGGAUGAGCUCUGGAACAAGGUCCAGCGGGCCCAGGAUCUGGACCACAUCAUCGCUGCUCACGAGGUGUUCCUGGACACCAUCAUCUCCCGCUGUCUGCUGGACAGCAGCUCCAGGGCACUUUUAAACCAACUUAGAGCUGUAUUUGAUCAAGUUAUUGAACUUCAGAAUGCUCAAGAUGCAAUAUACAGAACUGCUUUGGAAGAAUUACAGAGACGAUUACAGUUUGAAGAGAAAAAGAAACAGCAUGAAAUCGAGGGCCAGUGGGGAGUGACAGCAGCAGAGGAAGAGGAGGAGGAGAAGAGGGUUCAAGAAUUCAAGGAAUCUAUACCAAAAAUGUGUUCACAGUUGCGGAUAUUAACACAUUUCUACCAGGGUAUCGUGCAACAGUUUUUGGUGUUACUGACGACCAGCUCUGACGAAAGUCUUCAGUUUCUGAGCUUCAGGUUGGACUUUAACGAACAUUAUAAAGCCAGAGAGCCAAGACUCCACGUGUCUCUGGGCACCAGGGGGCGGCGCAGUUCACACACGUGAAACCUCAUGGAUCAUCCCAAGGACGUGCCAAUGCUACUAAUGCAUUAUCGAUGUCAAAAUCUACGUUUUGGUUCUCAAGGCACUGGCAUGCUGCAGGUGUCCACCCUCUCUGCCUGAGAGCACUUCAGUGUGUCACUGGCAUGGCGUAUGGUCUAUCAAGUCAACGUUUUUAUACAGCGGAGUUAAGUGUAUUUGUAAUAUCACUCAGUGAAAUAGGCUGGCUGCAUCAUUCAAUUUUAUUUCUAAUAGUCUUCAUAGUUAAAAAGUACCAUAAUUUGUUGAGCUGUCUAUGAUAUA
Propithecus coquereli (Coquerel's sifaka) is the source of this 3050-nucleotide messenger RNA. RefSeq names its product tubulin, gamma complex associated protein 3 (gene TUBGCP3). Gene Ontology annotation, molecular function: gamma-tubulin binding; microtubule minus-end binding. Bases 30 to 2753 code for a protein of 907 amino acids. Gene Ontology annotation, biological process: meiotic cell cycle; spindle assembly; mitotic cell cycle. Lineage: Eukaryota; Metazoa; Chordata; Mammalia; Primates; Indriidae. The record is from RefSeq and is a predicted model, not a curated record. The transcript is spliced from 22 exons. Gene Ontology annotation, cellular component: spindle pole; gamma-tubulin small complex; equatorial microtubule organizing center.